Molecule: messenger RNA, 3645 nt
Organism: Clupea harengus (Atlantic herring)
Lineage: Eukaryota; Metazoa; Chordata; Actinopteri; Clupeiformes; Clupeidae
Product: protocadherin-8
Biological process (GO): homophilic cell-cell adhesion
Cellular component (GO): plasma membrane
Molecular function (GO): calcium ion binding
Source: RefSeq, a predicted model, not a curated record
UUUGAAGACGAGAGCACCAACGUGUGCGCGCCAGGCAUUCACUUGUAUCUGAGGUUCAGAAAGAACAGUGCCAAUGAGACUACGGCAAAUUUAAACCAACAAGUUCCUUUGUUUUAAUUAGAGCGUGUAUCUUAUAGAAGCUCAGCUGAGUUAAAUCACCGAUAUGGGUGGCACGCGAAACUCUUUCUUCUCCUGGCACCGGAGGAUGUUCAUUUUCACCUUCACGUGCGCUCUGGCUUUUCUGCCAGCAAUUAUCGAUGGAAGGACCAUGAAAUACCAAACCUAUGAAGAAGACGCCCCAGGUACGAUCAUCGGCAACCUGGCCAAGGACAUGUCUGUCAGUCUGUCACUGGGGGGCAAGGCAAAUUUCAGGAUGAUGAAACAGUUCAAUUCUUCUUUUAUCAGACUGAGAGAGUAUGAUGGACAACUAACUAUCGGCGAGAGAAUCGACAGAGAAAAAAUCUGUAAGCAUUCUCUUCAGUGCCUCAUUGCUUUCGACGUUGUUAGUUUUUCUAAAGAACAGUUCAAAUUAAUACAUGUCGAAGUGGAGGUGAAAGACAUCAAUGACAACUCUCCCGAGUUCUCCCGGAGAGAAUCUACCCUUGAAAUCUCAGAAAAUACAGCAGUGGCCACCCGAAUCCCCCUUGAUGUGGCUGUAGACGAGGACGUGGGCACAAACUAUAUUCAGAACUACCAGAUUUCAGUCAAUAGUCACUUUACUAUUGAUGUUCUGAGCAGAGCGGAUGGGGUUAAAUAUGCGGAGUUGGUUCUAAUGAAAGAACUGGACAGGGAGACACAGGCAUCCUAUGCACUGGAGCUCGUCGCAGCCGACGGCGGAAACCCAUCCAGGUCCGGUACCACCAGAAUCAAUGUCAAGGUGAAAGACUACAAUGACAAUAGCCCCGUAUUCGACAGGAACAACUUCUCUGUCGAUUUACCUGAGGACUCACCGGUCGGAACACUCCUUCUGGAUCUAAACGCGGUUGACCCUGACGAGGGCUUAAAUGGGGAAGUUGUGUACGGGUUUGGGAAUCAAGUGCCCUCAGAAAUCCGUCAACUUUUCAAAGUGGACCGAAAAUCCGGGCGACUGACGCUCGAAAGCCCUAUUGAUUACGAGAGCAAGAAAACGUACGAGUUUGACGUCCAGGCGUCUGAUUUAGGUCCAAAUCCGAGCCCCACUAUUUGUAAAAUAAUCAUUCAGGUUCAGGACGUGAAUGACAACGCGCCAGAUAUCAGUAUUACCCCAAUGACCUCUAUCACAGCGGGCAUUGCCUACAUCACCGAGGCGGCUGCGAAGGACAGCUUUGUCGCUCUAAUCAGCACCUCGGACAGAGACUCAGGGGCGAAUGGCCAGGUUCACUGUACCUUGUACGGGCACGACCACUUCAAACUUCAGCAGGCUUACGAGGACAGCUACAUGAUUGUUACCACUUCACCGUUAGACAGAGAAAAGAUCCCUGAAUAUAAUUUGACAGUGGUGGCUGAAGACCUGGGCUCUCCGCCCUUCAGAACGAUAACGCAGUACACAAUCAGACUGAGCGACGAGAACGACAACGCCCCUGUCUUUAGCAAACCUGUGUAUGAAGUAGCGGUCGUUGAAAACAAUGCGCCUGGUGCCUACAUCACAACUGUGGUGGCGAGGGACUUGGACCUGGCGCACAAUGGCAAAGUGACCUACAAGCUGGCGGACUCAUACAUCAUGGGAUCACCGGUGUCGACAUUUGUCUCCCUGGACCCCGCCACGGGUUCACUGUACGCGCUGCGAAGUUUCAACUAUGAGGUCAUCAAACAGCUAAGUCUGCGAGUCCAAGCGAGCGAUGGGGGGUCGCCGCAACUCCACAGCACCGCGACCAUCAACCUAAAAAUAGUUGAUCAGAAUGACAACCCGCCGUCCAUCACACAGCCCGUCCUCAAUAACGGCUCCGCAGAAGUUCUACUGCCAAAAGAUGCCCCUUCGGGUUAUGUUAUAACCCAGAUAAGUGCCAGGGACGCUGACGAGGGCAUCAAUUCAGAGCUGGCGUACAAAAUAACCUCCGGCGAAGUCUCAUUGUUUUCCAUCAACAAAGCCAGCGGAGAGAUCUAUUUGAAUCGCGAGCUGAACUACGACGUCGACGAAAGCUUGCGAGUGACAGUCACAGUCAGUGACAACGGCAGACCUUCUUUGACUUCCACAGCCACAAUACAUUUCACCAUAAUAGCCGGAGCUCCCCCCAGCGACCGAACCAUCUUCAGGCACAGCAGCGACGGGGAGUCCGGUGAAUGGGACCUUUCAAUUGUGAUCAUUGUCGUCCUGGCGGGGAGCUGCACCCUGCUAAUGCUGGCCAUAAUUCUGAUCGCCACCACCUGCAACAAACGUAAGACAGUAAAGAGAGGCCGCGAUUUCGACCCCGAUAAAGAUGGCAUGGCGAACCUGGAGGGUGGGAAGAAUAACAGUGACCAGCUCAUUCCCAUCCACAGCGAGAACGUGUUUGACGUGCAUCCCUAUUCCAACAAGCCCUCUUUCGCGGGAUCUCUGCAGACAGGCAGCGACACCUGCUCCAACUCUGAAGACGGCACAGAAACCACCUGCACCUACGAACCAGACAACAAAACCCACGGCGCCAAACUCGAGCAGGGGUAUUCUACGCUGCCUGGUUACGGAAAAGAAACCCUCAGACCCAUUACCAUAUGGAAAGGAAACUCUUUCACAACCAUCUCAGCGCGAGAUCCACAGUUUAGCGGGAAGGAUAGUGGGAAAGGAGACAGCGAUUUCAAUGACAGCGACUCUGAUGUCAGCGGGGAUGGUCUCAAAAAGGACCAGACUAACGCCCAGAAUGGUUUGUGGGCAUGCACUAGUGAAUGCAAGAUUCUCGGCCACUCCGAUCGAUGCUGGAGUCCUUCGGCUAUCCGGGCGAAUGGCAACUCGGCUCAUGGACAGCACCUCUCUUCAUUCGCCAAGACUGCCUCACUGCCCAGGGACACCCUGCGCAGAGAUAACUACUAUCAGGCGCAACUCCCCAAAACAACGGGUCUGCAGAGCGUCUAUGAGAAAGUCUUGCACAGAGAAUACGACUACAUGUUGGUCACCCCUCCGAGACCCGCGAGGGUGCAAGAAAUUAAUGAUAUUACAAUUCCUGUAUAUGCACCUACGACAACACGCUGUCCAACUAAUGAUGUCUGAAGCUUCUGUUUGCUCUUUCGUUAUAAGUUAAUUAUAUGUAUUUGAAAACAGCCAGUUGCUGCAAAUGUAUGACAAUAUUAUUGUUAUUAUUAUUAUUAUUAUUUCUCAGAGAAAAUAUAUGGCAACAUAUAAUAUUUGUGUAUUAAGAGUGCAUUUUGAUGUCAGUCCUCGUCAAAUUUCGACUUAUCCAAUCAGUGGACUUUGUUGAACAUACUGUGUAUAUUGAGAUUUUGUAAAUACAGAGUAUAUUUUUAUAAUAAUAUUGAAAAGAAGACAGACGGUGAAUCCGAGAAUAUUUUAUUUUAAAGGCAUGUUUAUUAUUUAAAAGGCCCUGAAAUAAUUUUUUAUGGUCGAAAAACCCUAUGUAUCAAGUUGAUAACAUUGUACGAAUAUAUUUGAAUGCCAAAUGUGUUUCUCUUAUUGCUCAAGUUUAUAUCACAUACAUUACAAAUAAAACUGCUGAACAUUAUGCUGUUCUUGAGCCA